Hevea brasiliensis (rubber tree) is the source of this 5657-nucleotide messenger RNA. Its product is annotated as putative disease resistance RPP13-like protein 1. Gene Ontology annotation, molecular function: ADP binding. The record is from RefSeq and is a predicted model, not a curated record. Gene Ontology annotation, biological process: defense response to other organism. The transcript has 4 exons. NCBI's taxonomy places the organism in Eukaryota, Viridiplantae, Streptophyta, Magnoliopsida, Malpighiales, Euphorbiaceae. The coding region runs from base 1 to 957 and encodes 318 amino acids.
AUGAUUUCCAAGAUAAAAAGAAUUACUGCUAGAUUAGAUGAAAUCAAUGAACAAAAGGAUGUGCUGCUUUUGGGAGAGGGUGGUAGGAGGACCAACCAAAUAAGGGAAAGACUACCCACAACCUCUUUGGUGAAUGAAGCACAGGUUUAUGACAGGGACAAGGACAAGGAGGCAAUGAUUGAAUUGUUGAAGGUUGAAGCAAUUCUUGCAAAGUUCUCUGUCAUUGCCAUAGUAGGCAUGGGGGGCGUUGGAAAGACGACUCUCGCUCAGCUCAUCUUCAAUGAUACUACUUUGGAGUUUGAUUUGAAAGCUUGGGUUUCCGUUGGUAAAGAUUUUGAUGUUUUCGGAAUGGCCAAAACAAUUCUCUGGCUGAAGGGUCAUGAUGAGAAAGACUUAAAUUUGCUUCAGCUAAAAUUGAAGGAGAAACUGUCCAUGAAGAAAUUUUUGAUUGUCCUAGACGAUGUCUGGACUGAAAAUUAUGAAGAUUGGACUUGUUUUUGUUCUCCUAUUAUAGUGGGGGCGCCAGGAAGCACAGUUAUUGUCACAACUCACAGUCAUCACGUAUCAUCAAUGAUGGGUGCUGUUCAGGCUUAUCCUCUAAAGGAGUUAUCAUAUGAUGAUUGUAUGUCUGUGUUUGCACAACAUGCUCUCGGAGCACCGAAUUUUGAUGACCACAUGGUUUUAGAAGAAAUAGGUAAAGGAAUUGUUAAAAAAUGUCAGGGGUUGCCUUUGGCUGCUAAAGCUCCUGGAGGCGUCCUGAGAGGUAAACCAUAUCGUAAUGCGUGGGAGGAAGUGUUAACCAGCAAGAUAUGGGAUCUGCCUGAUGAGAAAAGCAAUGUUCUUCUAGCCUUGAGGCUGAACUGUUUUCAUCUUCCCUCACAUUUAAAACAAUGUUUUGCUUAUUGUGCUAUUUUUCCAAAAGAUUACGAGUUUGAUACAGAUGAGUUGGUUUUAUAGUGGAUGGUAGAGGGUUUUUUGUAUCAGCCAGAGAAGAUGAAGCAAAUGCAAGACAUAGGAUGUCAACACUUUCAUGAUUUAUUAUCUAGAUCAUUCUUUCAAUGGUCUAGUAAUGGUAAAUCACGAUGUGUAAUGCAUGACCUGACGAAUGAUUUGGCUAGGUAUGUUAGCAAAGAAAUUUGUUUUCAAUUGGGAAACAAGUUGGAGGAUGCAAAAUCAUGUGCAAAGACACGACAUUCAUCAUUCAUUCGCCAUCAGUAUGAAAUUUGGCAAAAAUUUGAAGGCUGUGUUGAUAUGAUGGGUUUGCGAACAUUCUUAGCAUUGCCCAGCAUGGCAAAAGGGCGUAGUUAUUUAACUGGUAAGGUGCUGUACGACUUGGUGCCAAAGUUAAAAAGGUUGAGGUUACUAUCACUUGCUGGUUAUGAGUUUGUGGGGUUGCCAAGUUCUAUUGGUGUCUUGAAGCAUUUACGAUAUCUCAAUUUAUCUUACACUGCAAUUGAAAGAUUACCUAAAUCAAUAGGUGAACUUUUCAACUUACAGAUAUUAAGAUUACGUGGGUGUAAAGAGCUUAUUGAGUUGCCCUUUGAAAUUGGCACUUUAGUUAAUUUGCAAUGCUUUGAUAUUAGUGGUACUGAUAAAUUGAAAGAGAUGCCGGUACAAAUUGGGAACUUGACACGCCUCCGAACAUUGACAAAGUUUAUUGUGGGAAAAGGUAAAGGACUUAAGUUAACGGAGUUGAAGAAAUUUUCUCAGCUACAAGGGAAGCUUCACAUCACUGGGCUGCAGAAUGUGGUGGAUAUUCGAGGUGCAGAUUUUGCCAGUUUAAAGGAGAAGCAAGGCCCAGAAGUACUAGAAUUGACAUGGACCAAUGCUUCCUUUUGUUCCAGAAAUCCAAAUCAUGAAGUGCAGGUUCUUGACUCAUUGCAGCCUCUUGAAAAUCUUUUAAAGCUCUCAGUUAAAUCAUUUGGUGGAAUAGAAUUUUCAUCAUGGAUUGGAGAUCCCACAUUUGCUAAUAUGGUAUGGCUAAAUCUUUGCAAUUGUCACAACAUCACGUCACUUCCACCACUCGGACGAUUACCCUCACUUAAAGAGUUGAGGAUAAAUGGCAUGAAUGAAGUGAAAGAAAUUGGUGUUGAGUUUUAUGGGAAUGGUUCAUCUUUUCCUUCUCUUGAGACUCUAAAAAUUGAGGAUAUGUUGGAGUGGGAGCAAUGGUCUUGGUCUCAUGAUCUCAAUAGGGAAGCUGCAAUAAAAUUUCCUAGUCUCCAUGAUCUUACAAUAAGUAAUUGUCCCAAAAGUUUGUUGGGACAUUGCCUGGCUGUCUUCCAUCUCUUCGAAAACUCUAUAUUAAAAAAUGUCAGGAGGCAGUUCUCCGAAAUGUGGGUAAUCUCACCUCUCUUACUUCCUUAAAAAUUGAGAAUAUUUUUGGCCGUAUCAGUUUAGAUGAAGUUCACAUAGAGCAGUUGAAGAUUUGAGGAUUGAAUUGUGUGAUUAACUGAAGUACUUAUGGAAGAAUGGAACUCAUUUAGACAAGCUUGCUUUUUUAAAGCAUUUGGAAAUCGAGCGUUGUGAGCAACUUGUGUCAUUAGUGGAAGGAAAGGAAGGACCAUUUUUCUUGCAAUCUUCAAGUUUUGUCAAUAUGGUCGUGUUGUAAUUUGGAGAAACUUCCAAUGGGCUGCACAGCCUCAGAUCUCUCAGAGAUUUGACCAUCAAAUUCUGUAGAAAACUCUUGUCAUUCCCAGCAACAGGCGUACCAUAUGGUCUCAGACGUCUUCAUAUUGGAUGGUGUGAUACUCUGGAGUCUCUGCCUGAGGGUGUUAGUGUUAUGCAUCAUGGUAAUGACAACGGUCACAUGUCUCAGCUCGAGGAAUUGGAAAUUGAUGGUCAGAUUCUGAGGUACAUUUCCAAUGGCAUAUUUCCUGAUUCACUCAAGACUCUUUGUAUCAACUUUUGUAAUUGGCAUACACAAUUAUUAGAGUCGCUAUGCUGUGGCUUAUCUCGUCUUCAAAAGUUAGAAAUGGGAUACUGUCCGCUUUUGAAUCCAUUCCCAGAAACAACAUUGGUUAUGCACACUCUUACCUCUUUAAAAAUUUGUGGUUGCAAGGAUUUGAGAUCACUGCCUAAUCCAAUUAAAAACCUCACCUCUCUUCAAUCUUUUCUUAUAAAAAAUUGUGGUCUGGUGUCCUUUCCAGACGAGGGUUUGCCACCAAAUUUAACCUUUCUUUGGAUCUGGGACUGCAAGAAUCUGAAACAGCCAAUGUCAGAGUGGGGACUCCAUAGACUGAACUAUCUUGAAAACUUUAAAAUGUCUGGCACAAGUCCAAGUACAAGUAUGCUUGAUUCCUUUCCAGAUAAUGAUGGUCUAUUGCUUCCAACUUCACUGACCCGUCUCCACAUCUGUGAACUCAAGAAUCUGAAAUCCAUCUCGAGGGGACUCCAAAAUCUCAACUCUCUAAAAACCUUAGCUAUUAAGAAUUGCCCAAAAGUUCCGUCCUUGCCAAAGGAGGGCUUCCCCCUCCACACUUCAAUUGCUAAGGAUCUGCUCAUGUCCUCUCCUAAAAGAACGGUGCUCAAAAAACAAAGGAGAUUAUUGGUCCAUCAUUUCCCACAUCCCUUGCAUUGAUAUAGAUACGGGUCUCUUCCAAUAAAUAGAAGUCUUGAUAGCAAAGAAAAGACACUCAGAACUGAAGCAACAAAAGAAAUGCCAUUGAAUCCGGGUACCUUAGAGAUCUGAAAGAAAUGCCCAUCCCAAUGAUGGUAAAUGAUUCUCUGAUUAUAUUCCAGCUCUAAUUCUAACACAUUCCAUGCUAUACCUUAAAUGUCUGACAACUUCUGAUGUUCCAAAUAGCAGGAAAUUGAUGUUUGUGUGGGUAUACUUUCUUCAAAAUGGAAGCAUGGUUAGUUACUUUUGGUUCUUCAGAGAGCAGCAUUUUAUUCUAAACCCUUAAAGGCUGCUUCAAGACUCAAGUAAUCAAUCCUGCAUUCUGCUUUCUAGCAUGUAGUGAUGGCAAGCUGACAAAUAAUGAAUUAGAGGAGCUCUCUAAAUCUGAAUAUUUUUGGGCACUGAUUGAUAUCCAGUAAGCUAGUCUGAAUACCAAUCUGUUGGAGUCGAUGAGAUUCAGUUGGUAAAACUCAAUGUGUACAAGUAAAGAAAAGAGCCAUACCUAAGCAUGGUGCAAGUUUGGCAUUGGUUUACAAAAGAAAGCAAUAUUUCCCUAUAAAAAAGGAAGAGAGUUGCUGCUGGAAAGAAAGAGAGCAGAGAGACUUUGAAAGAGCUGGAAAGAGAGUUUUAGAGAGUUAAGAAAAUGAGAAAGAAAAGGAAAAAAAAUAUCUUUGAAUUUGUAUAUGUUAAUCCUCUAUUUUGGUGAUGAAUUUAUGGUUUUCUUUCUCCUACUUGUUCCAGCAUAAAUCUCUCUUAAAUUUCUUAGUUUUUUCUUCCUCCAAAUCCAACAAAUGGUAUCAGAGCUUUUUGAUCUUGAGGGACCUGGUUAGAAUUUGUUCUUGACAAGGAUUGAAUGGCAGCAGCUAUAUAGUUAAACAAGUCCAUGAUAGCCUGCAGGAUGAGGGUUGUUCCAAGAAGAGAAAUUUUGUUUUGAAGAAAGAAACUUUGCUGGUGAGAUAGUGCACCAGAGAAAGAAGAACAAUGGUGAGCAAGUGCACCCAAAAGAAGGAGAAAAAUGGUGAGAAGUGCACCAGAAAUCAAAGCAUUAGAGAGAAGGGCUCCAUGAAAGAGUUGGAGAGAUGUAAUCCACCAACAACAAACAUGGAGAGAAGUGGUCCAUCAAAGCAAACAACAACACCAAACUUGGAGAGAUGUGCUCCAAGACAACCAAACAAAUCAGAACAUGGAAGAUACUUGACUGAAUUCACAGCUCCAACAAAAAUCUCAUAAAGGAGGAGUGUUGGAGUUGAUGAGAUUCAGUUGGUAAAACUCAAUGUGUACAAGUAAAGAAAAGAGCCAUACCUAAGCAUGGUGCAAGUAUGGCAUUGGUUUACAAAAGAAAGCAAUAUUUCCCUAUAAAAAAGGAAGAGAGUUGCUGCUGGAAAGAAAGAGAGCAGAGAGACUUUGAAAGAGCUAGAAAGAGAGUUUUAGAGAGUUAAGAAAAUGAGAAAGAAAAGGAAAAAAAAAUCUUUUAAUUUGUAUAUGUUAAUCCUCUAUUUUGGUGAUGAAUUUAUGGUUUUCUUUCUCCUACUUGUUCCAGCAUAAAUCUCUCUUAAAUUUCUUAGUUUUUUCUUCCUCCAAAUCCAACACAAUCAUGUGGAAGAAUCAUAAUUGGCGUUGUAUCUGCACUCUUUCACCAUGGUGCUUUGCUUAAAUUGGGAGAUGUGGAGUGCAUUCACAUUAGAAAAUUCACAGCCUGCUAAACUGUUUCAACAGGAAUACCAAACAGGUCUUUAGUUGCUAGCCAUGUGCAGUGGUGGACUGAUUGCAAAUUUACCUUGGACGACUUCCAUUAUUGGGAGCAAAAGGCAUCACAGAACCACGGUUGACAUUUUCAAAGAAAAAACAAAAUGAAGUCAAAAACCAGUAAAGGUCUUAUGCUGUUUCGGAUGAGAUUCAUCAAAGCAUUGCCAGUGUAAUUGUGAGAUUGUAGUUUAUAUUAGACAUGAUAUAUAUAUAUAUAUAUAUAUAUAGGGAAUGACAGUAAUUUUCUGUUGAAGUCUUGAAACUAAAACGAUCCUUGGCCACUUCUAUUUGUUUU